This is a messenger RNA of Opisthorchis viverrini, 183 nucleotides long. RefSeq lists its product as hypothetical. The transcript has a single exon. Lineage: Eukaryota; Metazoa; Platyhelminthes; Trematoda; Opisthorchiida; Opisthorchiidae. The record is from RefSeq and is a predicted model, not a curated record. The annotation marks the transcript as partial.
AUGUACACUCACCAUGUUGUUCAUGAGGUUCGGUGUCAUGCGCAUUUGUUGGGCAUUACAGAACGGUACCAGGACGAUCGAAUUCCACCCUGGAAAUACAACCUUGUACGGAACACGUUCUCUAAACGUGAGAAAUCACCAGAAAAGCGUUUGGCGGAUACGCAGCCGCCAGAACCGGAGUGA